GCACUCCAGUCACGCUUCAGUGAUUCCCUAUAUAAGCAACCAAAUUUGGAAAAGGAAAGUCCAGGAAAAGAGUGAAUCCCCAGGAUAUUUAUUAAUAUAAAAUAAAGGGAUAUGGAGUAAAUGUGUACAUGUAGGACAAAAUUGCAAACAUAGAUAGAAAAAUACAAAUAAUUAAUUAACGGGGCUUUUAUUUCUGUUCUUCAUUUUUUUUUUUCGAAUAAUGCGUGCACAGUUAAAUGAUCCAACAAAUAAAAAACAAAACCCUUAAAAUGAUCUGCUAUUGCAAUAGUUAUUGGCAUUGUAACUUUUUCAAAUUAUAUUUUCUCUGAUUACAAGUGUUACUUUUUAGGAGAGAAGAAUGGCAGCCCAGCUUGUGGUAAGACCACUUAAAGCCUGUAACAACACCAGAGAGCAGCGAAAAGGUAUUGUCUGUUCCACUACAGGUUAUGAGGAGUUUCUAAAUACAUGCUGUGCAAAGUUUGAAGUUGAAGCCGUUGUUUGUGUGGUUCUUGAGGAAGAUGGGACUGAGGUUGAUGCAGCAUAUUUUUCACUCCUACCAGAGAAUACUAAUUUAAUGAUACUCUGUCCCGGACAAACCUGGCAAAAAGAUACACCACAGAGUAGCACCACACCUAGUGAUGAAAGGAUAAACCCAAGGUUGAUGUCAUAUAUAGAAAAGUGUAGGACCACCAGCAGAGUUUCAACAGCUGAGAAGAAAACAACAUCAGGGAGUAGAACUAAGACUGUAAUUAUUGGAUGGCAGCACUUUUCUUAUUCAAUAAAUAAGUACAUUCUCAUGAAAAACAGUACCAAACAGUUCAACAUUGGACCAAGACCAGUUCAGAUGAAUAAAUGUUUGACCCAAAGCCAAGUCCUCCAGGAGAUGGUGCAUAUUUUUUUUCCAAAUGGGAAAAACUUUAAAGGAAAACUCCACAGGAUGGAGUAUUUCCUGGGUAACUAUAAGGGCGAAGAGGCAGCCUUCACACAGUUGGUAGAAUAUGGUAAAGAUAAACCUCACUUAUAUUUACACACAAAAGAAAAGAUACCUAAAUUUGAGGUCCAAUCUUGUUCUGACAGUCAAGACAGUGAUAUAGAACUACCAGCACUGUCAACUUCAAGGAACUCGCCUCAAAAUGCCACUCCAUCUUCGUCGCAAACUUACCAAUUGCAAUAUACCACUAUGGCCACACCUGCAAGUAACCAAUAUACCACUAUGACCCCACCAGCAAGUAACCAAUAUACCACUAUGACCCCACCAGCAAGUAACCAAUAUAACACUAGGACCCCACCAGUAAGUAACCAAUAUAACACGUUGACCACGCCAGCCAGUACACACGUCUCUCCUGCAAACUGGAUACAGCUAGACACACCAACUGUCAGCGUAUCGAAAGACUUCAUGCACAGGUCAAUUACCGCACAUGAUGAUAAUUCACAAAGGUGCACAGUGUGUGUGGAUCGACCACAUGCAGUUAUAAUACCAUGUGGUCAUACAUUUUGUAUGGCAUGUGCUACAAAGAUUGAGGCAUUAGACCAGCCUUGUCCGGUAUGCAGAACAGCCAUUCAAGAUGUAAAUCAGUGUUUUCCUUAAAAGAGGAUUAUAGACAUAAUGAACAUGUAUGAUGAUAUGAGAUUUGUUUUUGUAUUUUUUCAUGGUAGUAUAAAUGAUGGCUGUGAAGUAGUUCUGUCAUUUUUGGAUAACUUUUGUUCAGGCAGUUAGCACCAUUCCAUAGUUGAAGGUCAUGAUAGAAAUUUUACCUGAUUUGACGACAACUCUAUCUACAUAUACUUAAAUGUUUACAAUGGUUUUAUGUCAGACAUGCAUUUGAGCUGUUGCACUCUUUAGUCUGUUUUGUGCAACUGUCAUUUAUUUAUGCAUGAAUAUAAAUAAGAUAAGUGUAUCAUUUUAUAAAAUCCAUAAUUGACAUGCUUCCAUUUAUUGAUCAGAUCACACAACUUGUUCUGUUGUUAUGAGUCUAAAGACGACAAUCUUUCUUCUGUUUAUUGUCAUACUAAAAUGUUUGUUUAAAGGUUGACAGUAGCUCUACCUUCAUUAUGACAAAGUCUUCAAAUUUCAUAUUUUAUUGUGUUUAUCUUAUGAACAUUAGGAAAAUGUUGUAAUUAGAUCAUGUAAAUGAUUAGAAAUGCUUCAACAUCAUCAUUUCGUGGAGUCUUUAUUUAUUUAAGUUUCUGGCCUAAUAUAUUUAUUUUUGCAGUAGAUGUAAAUUUGAGUUACAGCAAAAAAAUAGUAAUGUAGGUGCUGAUGGCUUGAAAUAUUGGUAUGAUAAAAACCCACUUUCCUAUAGAAACUGACUCCUGCAAAUGUAUUAAAAAAAACUUAGGUGUUAACUAUUAAACCAAAAAAAAAUAUUGAAAUAUCAGGCAAACAAGAAAUCUUUUAAUUACAAACAAAAAGGAAAUGUUUUUGUCCUCACAAAAUGUCUGAGAUAUGUAACUUGGUCAGCAAUGUCAAAAGUUCUCUUUUUCAAUAUUAGCAUUAUGUUGUUGAUUCGAAAAGUGAGCUUUAAUUUAUUUAAAAGGCAGGGUUAGUUCAUUAAAACCUCAGAACUGUUUUACAGAUAGCAUUUGUUUCCCAGAGAGGGAUUUUUUAUGUAUUGUGGUUUAAUCUUAAUUGUAUCUUUUAGAUAUAUGGUUCUGUAUUUUUUGUAAGUGAAUCUGACAAUUACUGAUCAGGUUUUAUAUGAUAACAAUUAAUAAAUUUCAUUUUUUUUAUAUAUAUACUAUAGCAUUUUUUUUGGUUUGUUAUGCCAUGGAUUUGGAAAACAUAAGGAACUAUUUUGACAUAUGUUAACUAAAUAACACAAAACAGUUUUAAGUUCUUAUUUUCCCUAUUUUUGCAAGGACAUAUGGAACAGAAAGUAUCAAGCUCAAUUUAUUUAUCUCAAACUAGUAAUGGCCAUUAAUGUGCAAUUUAAGCUAUAUUUCUGUUUCAUUUUAUUGUAUGAUUUUAAAAAAUCUCCUCUGAAACCACAAGAUUGAUUUGUAUUAAUGUUCUUUAGAACGUUUUAAAAUAUUUUUAUGCGGUAUUCUGCACAGAACUGAAAAUGGGAUUUUUAUUUGGUGAAAAAACAAGGAUGUCAUUGUAAAAAAGAUCAUAUGUGUAAUGGUAAAUUGUAGUUUUUAGCAAUCAAAUUAAAAUUUAUGAGAUAUAUGGGAGAGAAAAUGAUCAAUGACUCAACAAAAAGCUGCCCUUUAAUUUUUAAAAAUAAUUUGAGACCUUUCUGGGAGUUUUGGCUGUUUAUUUAUUACUGAUAUCUAUUUAUAUUAUAUCAACAGUAUAACAGCAUACGUAAUUAAUUAAUUGAAAUAUGUUCAGUUAACAUUUGAAUUUGUAUGAUUAUUCCUGAAGUAUUUCCUUUAUAACAUUUUAUGAUUAUAAGUUAUAUUUUAAUUGCAAUCAUAACUUGCAUUGUUAUUUAUUUAAGUUCUCAUUUUAUACAAAUUGUAUUUUUAUUUUAUUGGUCUCUGGUCUGAUGAUCAAACUUUACUUUUUAAUAAAAUGUUAUGAUGUUUUGUUC
Mytilus californianus (California mussel) is the source of this 3536-nucleotide messenger RNA. RefSeq lists its product as uncharacterized. The transcript has 6 exons. NCBI's taxonomy places the organism in Eukaryota, Metazoa, Mollusca, Bivalvia, Mytilida, Mytilidae. The record is from RefSeq and is a predicted model, not a curated record. The coding region runs from base 359 to 1588 and encodes 409 amino acids. Gene Ontology annotation, biological process: apoptotic process; regulation of apoptotic process.